Messenger RNA from Sus scrofa (pig), 4692 nucleotides. Lineage: Eukaryota; Metazoa; Chordata; Mammalia; Artiodactyla; Suidae. The record is from RefSeq and is a predicted model, not a curated record.
GCGCGGGCCGGACGCCGCGAGCGGUCGCGGGGUCUGGGCUUUCGGCAUGUCGGCCUCCGGGGCGCGGGGUGCUUUCCCGGACUCGGGGUCCGGGCGCUGCAAGAGGGCGUGGACCGAGCUGCUGGCAGGAAGGGUCAAGAGGCAGAAGUUGGGUCCUGACGGGGAGCAGAAGGUGAGGGAAUCCGCUGUGCGCCUCCUGAGAAGCCAUCUAAACCUGAGCGACCUUUUCCUUGAGAACAUUUGGGAACAGUGCCGUAGGCAAGCACCGCACCCUCCGGGUGUUGCCGUGACAUGGCUUGAACCUCGCCUCGGAGCUCCUUGUGUGCGGUUUCUAGGUGGAAGGUCCUCAGUUUGCAGAACCGCGUCUCCACCGGUGGAUUGAGUGGGGUGGUCCUGAGGCCGACGCUCGUCUUUCUAGCUCAUUUGUAGGCUCCGCUUUGCAGGAUCAAGCCUCGCGGUUGGGCGUGCCGGUGGCAGUCCUGUCCAGCCGGGUGGUGGCCUCUGCCCUUGCACGGAUCUGUGCUUCGGACGCCAGGCCCUCGCCCCAGAUGCUGCUGACCCCAGAGCAGAGGAAGAAACUGUCUUCCGUGUUGGGAACGGCCCGGGACCUCAUAGCACACGGCAUGUUCUCCCGUCGCUGCUUCUGUGGGGAGGUUUGGAAGGUACAGAAUUCUUUGCUGCUUGAAGCUGUGUGGCAUCUUCAUGUUCAAAACAUCGUAAGUCUCCAGGAACUCCUGGAAAGCCACGCUGACGUCCAGGCCGCGGGGACCUGGCUCUCCAGGAGCCUGUACCACCUCUGCGAGCAGAUGGAGGCGUCCAGUCCGCACACCGACGUCGCCAGAGCUGUGCUGACCGGUUUUGUGCAAAUGUUUGUAUUGAGAGGAUUCCCGAAAAACGUGGACCCGAGAAGCACUGUGGAGCCGGAGCCGGUGACCCAGAUCGCGGCUGAUGUCCUGCAGAGAAUGCUGACUUCUGCGCUGGAAGCUCUGGCGGCCGGGCUGCAGGAGGCGUCAGCGGCGUACAAGGCGGUGAGGUGCUGGUUCGGCACGUUCGGCAGACACACGUAUCAAAGCAUCAUUUCUACAGAAUCUCCAAAGCGGUUCUUCUGUCACACCCUGACCCAGAUCCUCACCCACAGGCCUGUGCUGAAAGUGUCUGACGCUCUUCAAAUGCAGAGAGAGUGGUGCUUCGCCAGGACCCACCCGCUGCUCAGCGACCUGUACCGCAAGCUCUUCGUGGUUCUGAGUCCCGAGGAGCUGGUUGCACGUUUACAGGAGGUUCUGGAAACUCAGGAGGUGAACUGGCAGCACGUGCUGUCCUGUGUGUCUGCACUGGUGAUCUGCUUGCCGGACGCACAGCCGCUGGUUAACGGCUGGGUGGCCCGGCUGCUGGCCCGGGCGUUUGAGAGCUGCGACCUGGACAGCAUGGUCUCCGCGUUCCUGGUGGUGCGGCAGGCGGCACAGGAGGGCCCCGCCGCGUUCCCGCCCUAUGCAGACUGGUUCCAGGCCUCCUUCGGCAGUGCCAGGUACCACGGCUGCAGCAAGAAGGCGCUGGUCUUCCUCUUCAAGUUCCUGUCUGACCUCGUGCCCUUCGAGGCCCCCCAGUACCUGAAGGUGCACAUGCUCCACCCUCCGCUGGUUCCCAGCAAGCACCGCACCCUCCUCAGCGACUACGUGGCUCUGGCCCGCACGCGCCUGGCAGACCUCAAGGUUUCCGUGGAGACCAUGGGGCUCUACGAGGAUGUGUCGGCGGCGGGGGACAUGGCGGAGCCCCACAGCCAAGCCUCCCGGGAUGUGGAGAAGGCCGUCUCGGUGUUUCAACACACGGGGAAGGUUCCUGUUGCCGUCAUGGAGGCCAGCGUUUUCCGGAGACCCUACUACCUGUCGCACUUCCUCCCCGCGCUGCUCACCCCGAGAGUGGUCAGUACACGUCUGGGGGGACCUGGGGCCCGGUCGGCAGAGCAGAGGGCUCCUACGUGCCUCUCAGUCUCGGCUUUCUCUCAGCUCCCGACCGUCGAGGACGCCCGGGCGGCUCUCAUUGAGGCCCUGCGGAGAGCUGAUAAAAUCCCCCCAUCCCUGUACUCCGCCUACCGCCAAGCCUGCUCCACUGCCGGCGAGAAGCAGCCAGAAGCCCCAGGAUCGGAGGCGGAGCACAGCUGUGCAGAGGAGCCCCUGGACCUGCUCACAGCGGCCCUGGGGGAGCUCAGGGCCUCGCUUUCGGACCCCACACAGCAGGAUGUGCUGUCUGCUCGGAUGGCUGUGGUUUCUGACAGGCUGGGUCCCGCCUUGGGCCUCAGCAAGGACGACGAGGAUGGCUCCUCAGUGGCCACAGUCCAGCUUAGUGUCCGCACCCCCGAGCUGCCUCCGCGGGAACUGAAGGUCGUGGACCUCCUGCUGACCGCCUUCUCGCAGAACCUCCUGGCCGCCUCCUGCCUCGCCCCGCCCGACAGGCAGGGGCCCUGGGCCGCCCGCUUGGUGAGGACCUUGUGUGGACACGGGCUGCUGCCGGCUGUGCUCACCAGGCUCUGCCAGCUGCUCCGCCACCAGGGCCCGAGCCUGAGCGCCUCCCACGUGCUGGGCUUGGCCGCCCUGGCCGUGCACCUCGGCGAGGCCGCGUCUACGCUCCCGGCCGUGUGCGCCGGCCCCCCGGGCCCUGCCCGGCCCCUGCCUGUGCCCGAGCUCUUCGACUGCCUCCUGCCCUGCGGGACCCCGGAGGCCUGGGCCCUGUGUCUGAGGUUUUGCACAGCAGCGAUUUCCUAUUCUGUGUGUAAGUUUUCUUCCCAGUCCCGUGGGGUUUUGCGUAGCUGUCUGUCCCCAGGCCUUAUAAAAAAGUUCCAGUUCCUCGUGUUGAGGCUGUUCCCCGAAGCCCGAGAUGCCCCCGCCGGGGCAGAAGACGCGGCCGGCCCUGGCUGGCAGCCCCUGUGCCUGCCCUCCGUGGACUGGCAGCGAGCCGCCCUCUGCCUCUGGGAGCAGGGAGCCUUCCGGGAGCUGCUGGAGCAGGACGGCCUCCGAUUGACUUACAGAGACUGGUUACUGUUGGAGCUGGAGAUUCAGCCUGAAGUCGAUGCUCUCUCAGACACUGAAAGGUGGGCCUUCCAGCAGUGGGCCAUCCACGAGCACUUCCUCCCUGCACCCGCCUCAGCGGGGGGCUGCGCCGGGGACCUGGAAGCCGCCUGCACCGUCCUCGCCGACGUGCUCAUGGACUUCUGGCAAAGGUCACGGAGUGAUGGCCACUCGGACAAUUCCCAUUUGGCUGUCAGUGGCUACACAGGAAAUCGGGAUAUUUUUUCCAGAUUGCAGGAGCUGGCUGGAGACCUGCAGCAGGGCCCAGAGGCCCCCCUCGGCCCCUCUCCUGCUCGGGGACACUUCCUCUUUGGACUGUUCCGCCGGCGGCUCCGGGCUCUGGCCCGCGGGCAGGACGUGGCCACCCGCCUUCAGAGACAGCAGGAGCUGCUCAUGUUCAGACGGGUCCUCCUUGGCCUGCCCCCCACCGUGCUGGUCGGCAGCCCCCAGGCGGGACCGCCAGCCGCCCUCGCCUGCGAGGACUUCUUCCACUUGGUCAACACUGAGCUGAGAGACUUCUCGCAGGACGGUGCCCUGAGCCACGACAUCACCCUCCACUUCUUCAGGGGCCUCCUCGACGCCUGCUCCCGGAGCAGCGACCCCUCCCUGGCAGCCGACCUGACCCUGACGGCCUGUGGCACCCAGUGUCCCCUGCUGCUGACCUCAGCGCUGCUGUGGUGGCCCCGCCUGGAGCCCGAGCUUCGCCGCCGGUGGACGCGGUGCUCACGGGGGCCGCUGCCCUCAGAGCUGCAGAGGCUGCAGGAGGCCCGGCACUUUGCCAGGAGUGUCCUCGGCCCCCUCGAGGCACCCCCCGCACCCGGCCCGGCCUGGCUCUGCGCGGCUGCGUUGCACUUGGAGCUCCGGCAGGCGGGGAAGGCGGGCCUCCGGAGCGAGCUGGCGAGGCUGCCCUGCCCGGGAGACGAGCUGCUGCUCUUCCUGUUCUUCUUUUCCUUGAUGGGCUUGCUCGCCUCACACGUGACCCCACACGCAGCCGGCUCCCCGGAGGCUCUGGCCGUCUGCACUGAGAUCCUGGGCUGCCUGCAGAGGAGGAGGGUCUCCUGGCUGCCGCUCUUCCAGCUGACAGAGGCCGGAGCCGGCCUGGGCCACACGCUCCUCCGCCUGGCCCCCGACCACCUGCUGAGGCUGCUGCCGGUCGCCUUCUACAGCCUUCUCUCCUCCUUUGAGGAAGACGCCCCCCUCCAGCAGGAGGCCUUCCUGCACGUGGCUGUCGACAUGUACCUGCAGCUUGUGCGCCUCUUCAUGGACGGCGGGACGAGUGCCGUCUCGACGCGGGCCCACAGCGGGGAGCUCCGGGGCCAGGGCGACCCUGUCAGCCUGAUCACAAAAGCUCGUCUGUUUCUGUUGCAACUGAUACCUCGCUGCCCGGCAAGGAGCUUCGCGUGUGUGACCGAGCUGCUGGCCGCUCCUGGAGCCUGUGACCCAGAAGUGAGGGCGGCCCUCCUGCGCAGGCAGCCAGCCGGGCUCGACCCUGACCUCCGCCAGGAGCCCUGUCUCUUUGGACCGGACCUGCACGGGGUAUAGCCCUGCUCCUCUGUAAAUAAUUUAUUACAAGUGUAACAGAGCUCUGGUCGCCCUGGAAAGUGGAUUACAAACUCAGUUGCUUUAGUGA